AUGGUGGGGCUUCAGUUCCCUAGAAUCGCUGUUGUAUUGCUAUUGCAAAGUAUAGUAAUAUUUUCUAGACAUAGUUUUGGUUUUGCAGCAACAAAAUCAAAAGGAGUCAGCAUUAAGAUCAUCCCAAUAGACUCUCGGGAGUCUCCCUUAUAUAAUCCUAACCUUACUCACCGCCAAAAAAUUGAGAGAAUGGUUAAUGUUACCCUGGCUAAAGCUAAACUUACAACAUUGAGUUCUACUCAAAAUUCGACAUUCGAUGAUGACAAGCAUUUUUCUCCUAUAGACCGUCAAGAUAAGUACUAUUUGGCGCAGAUGUUAAUCGGAAACCCAACUCAAUAUGUGUAUUUGGUGGUGGAUACUGGUAGUUCGCUAAUUUGGACACAGUGUCAACCUUGCGAAAAUUGUUUCCACCAAACUUAUCCCAUUUACGAUCUGCGAGCUUCCUCUACUUACCGUGGAAUUUCUUGUGAUCACCCAAAUUGUAACCAUAAUGAAAGAGGCAGCCUUUUCCAAUGUGUUGAUGGGAAUUGCGCCUACAGUAUUCAAUAUGGUUACGAUGGACUUAUGACUGGCCCGACAAAAGGUUUUGCAUCUUUCGAAUCAUUUACAUUUUUAGUGAACGACAAUGGUGACACGCAAACAUUUCCUCUUCUCUUCGGUUGCUCCACUAAUACCCAAAGAUUCAGUUUUGCUUCUGCUCAAGACAAUAAGAUUUCUGGGAUCUUGGGAUUAGACUUCAAUCCAAUUUCACUAGCGUCCCAAUUGUCAUAUGUCUUCUCUUAUUGUAUUGUUCCCUAUAGUGAUCAUUUUCCAUUCGAUGUGCAUCCUCAUAUACUGAGGUUUGGGCCGGAUGUUUUAAUUCCACAGAACAUUCCAACAACGAGUUAUGUACCGAUUGAAAGUACAGAUUUCUAUUACCUUCGUCUUUUAGAUAUAAGUGUGGGAGGUUCUCGCUUAAAUUUACCACCAGGUACCUUCGACCCUUCCUCUGGUUCUGGUUUCUUCAUAGAUUCAGGAUCUCCAUUUCCCACACUCACCACAAGGUCCACGAACGGGCUCAAUGUUUUUGAAAUGGUGAACACAGCAUUUAGUCGCUACUAUGAUUCUCAAAAUUUAGUGAGACGUCCUGCUCAGCCUGGUGAUCAAUUCAAGAAUUGUUAUAUGAUAGAACUUUUUAUAAAUGCUAUAUCAAUAACCUACCAUUUCGAAGGGGCAGACUACGAAGUAGAAUCUAGGUUUGUCAGCGUUGCAGAUUGGGAUGAAGGAUAUUUCUGUCUAGGAAUAUUGCCCCAACCAGGAAGAUCUCUUCUAGGAGUUCAAUUUAUGCAAGAUAUGCGCAUAAUUCAUAAUGGCGAAAUCGGAGCACUUCAGUUUUACAAAGCACAUUGUGCUGAUGAUUAUAUUUAG
Molecule: messenger RNA, 1407 nt
Organism: Pistacia vera
Lineage: Eukaryota; Viridiplantae; Streptophyta; Magnoliopsida; Sapindales; Anacardiaceae
Product: aspartic proteinase CDR1-like
Exons: 1
Coding region: 1-1407 (468 amino acids)
Cellular component (GO): extracellular region
Source: RefSeq, a predicted model, not a curated record